UCUGUACUCCGGUUUAGGAAGUCUUAUGGAAGGGAACUCCCUGCUAUAAAACCACUCGUAACUGGCAAUUAGUAUAUAUAGUUCAAUGAUAGACUCCCCAGUUACUAACUGUCAGCCUACGCUUAUCUGAGCAGAAGUCAAUAUAACUCUUGAGACCCUCAAAGUAUUGCUAACAGGCAUAUUUCCUCCCCAACCUAAUGACCAGUGGACUCCAGAAAAAGGAAUAUCUUUCUGCGCAAUCGGGGCCCCGCAGGAGACACUCACUUGUCGGAAACAAAAACGAACGAGAAAUUUAAACCACAACCAACUACUAGUAAAACAAACAAGGGACACAAAAAAAAGAACCAUGGACACAGCCAUUGACCUUUCAGACGCCUCCAAGGCUCUGGAUCUAGCCAAUAUCCGGUUCCAAUUGAUCCGUCUCGAAGACACCAUCACCUUCCACCUGAUCGAGCGUGUUCAAUUUCCCCUCAACAAGCCCGUUUAUGUUCCCGGCGGCGUCAAGAUUCCCGGCGAUGACAUCCCUCUGAUGGAUUAUCUGCUCCGCGAGCAGGAACGUAUCCAGUCGCGCGUGCGUCGCUACCAGUCCCCGGAUGAGUAUCCUUUCUUUCCGGAUGUUCUUGAAGAGCCGAUCCUAGCGCCGCUGGAGUAUCCGAAGAUCCUUCAUAACAAUGAUGUGAACGUCAAUGAUAUCAUCAAACAGCGCUACGUUGAGGAUAUUCUCCCCGCUGUCUGUCCGCAAUUUGGACGCGAGGAUCGCGGUGAGACGCAGGAGAACUACGGGUCGGCUGCGACCGCCGACGUUAGCUGUCUGCAGGCGCUGUCUCGGCGCAUUCACUUCGGCAAGUUCGUGGCCGAGUCGAAGUUCCAGAAGGAGCCGGAGCGGUUCGUCAAGAUGAUCAAGGCGAAUGAUCGGGCUGGGAUUGAUGACGCUAUUACCGACGCAAAGGUUGAGCGGAAGGUGCUGGAGAGACUGGCGUUGAAGGCGAAGACUUACGGAACUGAUCCCGCUUUCCCGACGGAGACCGGCUCCAAGAUCAACGUCGAGGCCGUGGUUGCCAUGUAUAAGGAAUAUGUCAUUCCCUUGACUAAGGUGGUAGAGGUUGAAUACCUUAUGCAACGCCUGAAGGGAACCCAAUGGGAAUAAAUGAAUGAUGGACGAACCAUUACGAAGAUAGAACCAGCCAUUAACGCAUGAAUAUACUUAACCCCCCCAGAAAAGAAACCAUAGAGUUAUUAA
Molecule: messenger RNA, 1240 nt
Organism: Aspergillus caelatus
Lineage: Eukaryota; Fungi; Ascomycota; Eurotiomycetes; Eurotiales; Aspergillaceae
Product: chorismate mutase ARO7
Exons: 3
Coding region: 347-1147 (266 amino acids)
Biological process (GO): chorismate metabolic process; aromatic amino acid biosynthetic process
Cellular component (GO): cytoplasm
Molecular function (GO): chorismate mutase activity
Source: RefSeq, a predicted model, not a curated record